Molecule: messenger RNA, 1199 nt
Organism: Acaromyces ingoldii
Lineage: Eukaryota; Fungi; Basidiomycota; Exobasidiomycetes; Exobasidiales; Cryptobasidiaceae
Exons: 3
Coding region: 315-863 (182 amino acids)
Molecular function (GO): copper ion binding; electron transfer activity
Source: RefSeq, a predicted model, not a curated record
AUAAAUUUCGAAAAGGCCUCAUGCGUUCGCCCUGGACGCCACUUGAGGGUACCGGCUGGUAUGAGAGAAUUCCGCGGGCAUCUUAGCAGAACCCGGUUGUUAGGCCAACCCCGCUCGGACCACUAUUAUAUGAUGUAGUGGCAUGAGAGACCUCCGUAGGCGGUUGCGCAGAAGGUGCCGGACAAGGUCUGGUCUCAGCUGGUCAAACGCACCGUAGCGUAUUAAUAAUGGGUAGAUCCCAGGCCGAACAUCCUCCUAGGUAGACCUCCCCAAGCUCUCUCUCUCUCUCGCAUCUUACAACUACCUUUUCAAGCAUGCUUUUCGUUAAGACACUCCUCAGCGUCUCUGCCUUCGCGGCGAGUCAAGUUAUGGCCGCGACUCAGAUGGUCCAAGUGGGACAAGACGGCGGAUACAGUUUUGCUCCCAACACCGUUACUGCCGGUCAGGGUGACACAGUCGUGUUCCAAUUUCACGCUUCGAUCCACAAUGUGGUGCAAUCGGCCGGUUCGGACGCAGCGGGUGCAUGCCAACGCGGCGCUUUUGGUACCGCCAUCAUGAUGGAUGGCACCAGCUACACACUGCCCAUUAACAGCACGGACCCCGUCUACAUUCACUGCGGUCCUCACUGCCAGAGCGAGGGCAUGGUCAUGGUCAUCAACCCGCCGAGUGCCAACACCUUCGCCCAAUUCCAGAGCGCCGCGACCGGCCAGGCAGCUUCGUCAUCGAGCAGCAGCGCCCCUGCCGCCACUUCGAGUGCCGCCGGAAAGAGCGAUGGCGCCUCGCUGGGCCUCGACACGCCCUCUCGUUGGGUCCAGUACGGCGCUGUGGGCCUGUCCCUCCUCGUCGGCGCCUUCUUCGUCUGAAGCAAGGCUUCCGACAUUCGUAGCCUCCGCUGCUCCCUUCACCUUUUCAUCAAUCACCGUCAAUGCUCUCCAACUCUGCUUUCUCUUCUUCAGUAAUGCGCUGAUGUUCUUGGCUUGCACAAAAAGAUUGAGCCACCGUGAUUUCAGGGUCAAAAAAAACUUUCUACAAGUUGACUGGCUUGCUCUUCGGCGUCGACUUUUGACACUUCACCUGACCGAUCUUCAUACUGCAGAAAGAAAAAGGCGAGCUUCCAAGAUCUUAAAAGGCCAGAAGCCUUGAUGAAUAUGUCGCGGGACCCCUCCUCUCUCAGCUCAUACACAGCGUUUGCGUCCAGU